GUCCCUGGCUUGCUCUUCAAGCUCGGCGACCAAAGAAAAAGGGUGUUAAUUACCGAAGCAUUCAAGACAGCUUCUGUGUGAACUUGGUUUGGUCUUGAGAGAAACUUGCAAUACGGUUCUGUAAUCAGCAGUGUUUAGUUUAGUUUCGUUUCGAUUUCAUGGAGUUUGUAAUUGAAGAAGGAAAGCGAGUCCAUGAAGAAUGCUCGACUUUGAUUCUACCUGCAUUGUCAAUUGGGAACGUAGGGCAGCUAGCUGUUGAUCUUCUAGUGUCAUCUACUGCUGCUGAAAGAGUUGGUUAUCUCGAUGAUCCCAAUCUGCUUCCUUGUGUUGGCAAUGAUGCUUAUGGACCUCUUCCUUGUGGUGAUCUCGCUCUUCCUCUCGAGGUGUAUGAGUCAUCUUCAACUGCUAUUACUUUUGCUCAGCAACGGUCUCCUGUUGCAAAGGGAAUGAUGAUUAAAUUUGCGGAGAAUAUAGCAGAGUUUGCUGCUUCAAGUGGAAAGAAGCAUGUUAUUGUGCUUUCUAGUUUAGACUUCCAGAGGCUGCACAACUUGGAUUUGUCAAGAGGCCCACAGGUGUAUUAUCUGUCUAACGCCGAAUCUGAUGGAAGAGACGAUCACUGUGAAAGGCUCGGAUUUGGAAGAUUGGGCGAGUAUGAUCCAGAAGGAAGAUGUUGGAAGCAUCUUAGCUCUGUCUUUGACAAGAACAAUAAAGAAGAUCUGACUUUCCCUUCGGAAGAUGAGCUCGAAGACAUAGACUACUACCCAAGCUUGCCAUUUGCAGCUCUCUUCUCAGCUUUUAAGGCAAGAGGCUUGAAGGUGACAUGCCUGCUAUGUUACUGUUCUGAAGGAGACAACAUUCCUGAUGCAUUCCUUCUGGCAGAGGCUGCAUCUAAGCUUACGGGUUUAAGUCCUGACAAGUUCCACGGGGAAGAAGGUGGGAAGUGGCGGAUACCGUAUUCGUGGAAGAGUAUGUAUGGAGCUCCUCCUGAUAUGUCCAUGUUUUAAGACUGUUCUUGGAGCUCACAAAGUCAAGACAGAGGUUGUAGUAGUACAAGUGUGACAUUUGAGAUGGUUUUAAUCUGAGAGAGACCUCUUUUCUAGUUUCUUUCAUCAUCAAAUCUGUAUUACUGGAUAGCAAGUAUAAUUACUUUACUAGAAUGCCAUAUCCCUUGAAAGUC
Brassica napus (rape) is the source of this 1177-nucleotide messenger RNA. Its product is annotated as proteasome assembly chaperone 2-like. Gene Ontology annotation, biological process: proteasome assembly. Gene Ontology annotation, cellular component: cytosol; nucleus. The coding region runs from base 159 to 1004 and encodes 281 amino acids. The record is from RefSeq and is a predicted model, not a curated record. The transcript is spliced from 7 exons. NCBI's taxonomy places the organism in Eukaryota, Viridiplantae, Streptophyta, Magnoliopsida, Brassicales, Brassicaceae.